Messenger RNA from Microbotryum saponariae, 1035 nucleotides. Lineage: Eukaryota; Fungi; Basidiomycota; Microbotryomycetes; Microbotryales; Microbotryaceae. The record is from the annotation of a GenBank genome assembly.
AUGGCCAAAUCACCCGCCCAUUCGAUCUCCCCGGACCACCCGUACCAAAAGACGUACGCGAGCCGUCCCAAGGCGACGUAUGGAGCGAGCCGGCGUCCUAGCCCGCAGAUGGGCCUGGCGAUGCUCAAAGACACGAUCCCCUUGACGACCUUCCUCGGCUUGGGCGCCUUGUUGCAAUACCUCGUUACCCUCGCGUCCCCUCCGACGUGGUGGUGGACCAAGUGGGUCUUACCGCUGCUCCUCAUUCUCGCGCCAUGGGUCAAACCAACCAUGAUUCAUUACGGUCUGAGCACGUCCCCCGAUCUUGACCGCGUCAUGCCGGGUAAGUGGAUGGCCCGCAUGCCAGGAGGUGAAGAAGAUCCCACGACCGGUCGAGUCCAAUCUCCCGAGUUCGUCAUCUUCAUGAUUGGUGCCCGUUUCCAUGGACCCUUUGGUCGUUUCUCAUCGAGUUCCAAAAAAUUGGGCAAGGCGUUCAACGAGAUGUGGGCCCAACUUUCCGCCGACCCCGACUCGGGUCUGCUCAACGUUGACAUGUACCUCGGCACCUCCGAAUGGAGAAACAACAAAUUCAAGGCCGUCGCCGUGUUUAGGAGCAAGGAGGAUCUAUGGAAGUUUGCGAGGGGCCCGUUACACUCCAAGGUGUGGACGGAUUAUUACAACCUCGGUGGGUACGAGGAUCGUGGUUAUGAGAUUUGGCACGAGAUGUUUGUCGUAAGUUCCUUUUAACUUGGGAGAGUAUAGAACCCCAACUUUUUUUAUUGUUGAAUGACUGAUCCAAAACGCCCUAACCGCUUCCUUCAGGUCAAAGAAGGUGGCUUUGACGGCAUCUACGCCAACCACGACCCUUCAGGCAAUACGAUGGCCAACAUUUUCCGUCAACUCAACGAGAUCGACCCCGAAGGAACUCGCAGCGAAGAAGGCGAUCGUUGGAAGUCCAUCCUGGUGCCCAUCGACAGUGCCAAGACCAAGACUUCGGCGGGGAGGAUGGGUCAGGAGGAGUAUAAGAGUGAGAAGGAGGAGUUGGUCAACAAGUAG